AUGACCGUUCGGGUAUGGCUUGGAUUCCUCCGAUUAGAGGAGCCCGUGGCCAUCCUGCGGGAUCGGGAUGCCGAGAAGAUCUUAUCCUAUGAGGAUGACGACUCGCCUUUCCCUGAAGUGCGCGCCGUUAUCCAGCCUGUCAAUGAUGUGACCUUGCCUGUGAGCACGGUGCGCAUGUGGACCAUUGGCUUGGUUUUCACCAUUGUAUGUGCUGUGCGAUCGGCAAUCGGUCAAUAUACUGACUCCAGAUAUAGGUUGGCAGUGGUCUUAACCAAUUUUUCAGGUAAGCUACUGCUCUUCAUUUUUCAGCCCAUAUGCAAGUCUCUAGAUUGGUUAACCGAGAUGGCAAUUAGUUUGAGGCAACCCAGUGUGACGAUCAAUGCGUUGGUUGCCCAACUGCUAGCGUUCCCUGUGGGGUGUGCUUGGGCGAGAUGGAUUCCUCUGGGAAUCAUGAACCCCGAUCGACACUUCAAUAUCAAGGAGCACACGUUGAUCACUAUCAUGGCGAACGUAUCAAUUGGCUCGGCUGCGGCUACCCAGGUCAUCGAGGCGUUGGUCAAGUUUUACAAUAUACCGUCUGAUGGUGGGUUCGAAGUACUGUUAUGCAUCACCACCCAGAUGUUCGGCUUUGGACUCGCGGGCAUGACAUCACGCUGGCUGGUAGGCCCUGCAUCAAUGUUAUGGCCUCAGGUGCUGUCCAAUGCAGCCCUCUUGACCACUCUCCACUCUCAAUCCAACACCAUAGCAGACGGGUGGCGGAUCACGCGACUUCGAUUCUUUCUCUAUGUAUUCCUCGUCGGCACUGUAUGGUAUUUCGCCCCGGGGUAUCUCUUCACGGGCCUCAGCACAUUCGCCUUCAUAUGUUGGAUCGUGCCAUCCAACGUCGUGGUCAACCAGCUCUUCGGGCAAACCACCGGUCUGGGGAUGUCGGUAUUGACCUUCGACUGGGCCCAGGUAGUCUACGCCAAUCAAAGUCCUCUACUGGUCCCCUUUUGGGCUGGUUUAAACGUCAUGGGAUCUUUCGCGCUCUUCUUUUGGCUUGUAUGCCCCCUCGUUUAUUAUUCAAACACUUGGUUUUCUGCGCACCUCCCACUUCUUAAUUCCAACACCUUUGACAACACCGGACACAUUUACAACACCAGUCGCAUCAUGGAUCGGAGCGGGAACGUCAAUCCAGAUGCCUAUCGAGAUUACUCUCCGAUGUUUCUUCCGGCCGGUUACGCAAUCACAUUUGGUGUCGCUUUCGCCAACCUGACGGGCAUCUUCUUUCACAUAGGGCUGUACCAUGGCAAGGACCUCUGGCAACAGUACAAAGGUAUCAGUAAAAAGGAUAUCCAUAGCCGGAUCAUGUCUGAAUACCGAGUCGUCCCCUGGUGGUGGUUCGCCGCAGUCACAGUCUUGAUGUUCGUUCUGAGUAUCGUCACCAAUGAAGUCUGGCAUACAGGGUUACCAGCCUGGGGCGUGCUAGUGGCUUUCCUGUUGCCCGUGAUUUAUUUCAUCCCGGUAGGUAUCAUCAAAGCCCUCACAAAUAUCAGCAGCAACCAACUCAAUCUGCUCACCGAGUUCAUUGGCGGAUAUGCCUUUCUCGGGCGACCAGUGGCCAAUAUGGCUUUCAAAUUCUACGGCUAUGUCGCCGUCCAGCAAGGGCUAGAAUUCGUCGCCGAUAUGAAAUUGGCUCACUACAUGCAUAUCGCGCCCCGUCUUCUUUUCAUCGCGCAAGGCCUCGCAACGCUCAUUGGCGCCAUCGUUCAGUGCGGCGUUACUGUGUUCAUGAUCACUCGAAUUCGCGGCGUAUGUAGCCCAGAAGCAGAGGGCAACUUCAGCUGCCCACAUGGCAAGGUGACUUAUUCGUCGUCUCUCAUCUGGGGUGCUAUCGGGCCAAGUCGACUGUUCACCCCUGGGCAGAUCUAUAGUAAUCUACUUUGGUUCUUCCUCGUCGGCCCUGCCGCUGUCAUUACCACGUACUUGUUGGGUCGUCGGUGGCAAUACGUCAAUUAUAUUUCUUGGCCUGUCGCUUUCGGCGCAAUGAGUCUUGUCCCACCCGCUACUGGGAUCAGUUUCUCUUCUUGGUGGAUCGUGAAUCUUAUCUUCAACGGGUUGGUUCGUCGCCGCAAACCGGCGUGGUGGUCGAAGUAUAAUUACGUUCUAUCUGCCGCUCUGGACUGUGGCGUUGCGGUUGCUACUGUCAUAAUUUUCUUCUGUAUAACACUUCCCGCUGGCUCAUUGAGCUGGUGGGGCAAUACGGUGUCUAGGACGACAGCAGACGGUAAAGGGACGCCUUACCUGGAGCUGCCGGAGAGAGGAUAUUUUGGGCCUCCAAAAGGGACAUGGUACUGA
Messenger RNA from Penicillium olsonii, 2337 nucleotides. NCBI's taxonomy places the organism in Eukaryota, Fungi, Ascomycota, Eurotiomycetes, Eurotiales, Aspergillaceae. The record is from the annotation of a GenBank genome assembly.